Molecule: messenger RNA, 933 nt
Organism: Rotaria sp. Silwood1
Lineage: Eukaryota; Metazoa; Rotifera; Eurotatoria; Philodinida; Philodinidae
Source: the annotation of a GenBank genome assembly
AUGGCAGCAAAACCGGCUGAUGAACCAAAAGUGAUGCAUCGAGUGUAUGAUUUAACUUCAGAACCUAAACGAAUGCUUCCACCUAUCAAGAAUUAUGAAAAACAACCAGUUGUCUCUCUUGAAAAAGCUAUUCAACCUCUUCUUUCAUUUGUGCCUGAUGUUGAACAAAUGAUUUGGACAGUCAAACAAAAUUGUCAACAUCCACAUGAUCAUCUUUUACCUGAUGAAUCAGCAUCUAUCAUGUUAUAUACACUAGAAUGGACGCCACGAGAAUCUUCUUUUUAUUUUAUUUUGAAUGAAACUCUUCGAUCACAAAAUCGACAAGAACUAUUACCUUGGUUUUUAUAUCUUCGUCUUUUUAUCUAUGCUCUUUCCAAACUUCCAUCAAUAAUACAUCGAAUUCUCUACCGUGGAAUUAAGAUGGAUCUUAGCGAAGAUUUUCCAGAAGGGAAAACAUUUAUUUGGUGGGCAUUCUCAUCUUGUUCAUCAUCAAUCAAAGUUUUAGAACAAUUUCUUGGUCAAACGGGACCUCGAACUAUAUUUAAUAUAGAAUGUGAUUCAGCUAAAGAUAUAUCUAAAUAUUCAUUUUAUCCAAGUGAAAAUGAAGUCCUAAUGUAUCCAGCGCGACAAUUUCAGGUUAUUUCUUCAUUUAAUUCAGGAAAUCAACUGAAAAUUAUUCAUGUGAAAGAAAUUCAACCACCUUUUUCUCUUAUUCAUAUUCCGCAAACAUCUUCAUCUAUUACCAAUCAAAUCAAAGAAAUUCAAUCAUCUUCUACAAAUAAUUAUCAGGAUGAAAAACUUCAACAUCUUAUUAAACAAUGCCAAUCACAAUCAGAACUGAAUUUAGUGAAACAGAAUUUGAAUGAUGAAGAUAUGAAGACUGUUGGAUGUUUAAAACCGGAUCUCAAACUACCGAAUCAGGAUCUUUUUUGA